UGAGCCGCUCAUCCCGGCAAGACGUCGAUGCAUCGAAGCGAUGAUCGAGAGGGUUAUUUUGGAUGCUUGGUGGUGGGAGCACUGAAGACGAACACACAAAACAACACUGCUUGCUUACACAUGUGACCAGGAUGAGCAGCACAUUUGUCACAUUAGCGGAAGUAUUGGAGGCCCGAGGGGGGCCUCUGCUGGAGGAGGAGGUGUGGGCCCUGCUGCUGGCCACUGGACGGUGUUUAGUGGAUGCCUCUGAGAAAGGUGAAAACAACAUGUGCAAUAUCAUAAGCCCCGCCUCCUUGCUGCUGUCAGCUACUGGCAGUUUAGCAUUUAAGAACUGUGGCCUAUCAGAGGAGGCAUCGACCUUCAUCGCUCCAGAGAUACUGCAAGGCCGUGCCAGCUCAACCAAACCUGCCAUAGAUAGGAUGCUGGUGUAUUCUCUGGGUAUGACUCUUUACUGGUCUGUUGAUUUUCACCUACCUCAAAAUCAGCCAAUCCAGUUGAGCGACCACCUCAACAGCCUCCUCCUCGGCAUGUGCGAGGACGUGUCCCACCGCAGACUAACUAUAAGCUCCAUCCUGGAAUCCUGCGAGGGUCGUCAGAAAGCUUCCGGCUUGCCGCCAUCUGCCGACGUCAUCAGGCAGCUGGUGGAAGAGGUCUUCAGUGAACCGAUGGACCAUGGCUCUGACAGCAGCUUGCCUCUGAGUGGACGGAGCCAGAUGAUCAGAGAAAGGCUUCAUGCUGUCCUUCCAGGGUGUUUACCUCAGAGAUCUUGGAAACCUCGACCAAGAAGCUCACCCACACCUUUGUACCAGGCAUCUUUGGAAAGGCAAGGACCUUAUUCCAUAUAA
This is a messenger RNA of Hippocampus zosterae (dwarf seahorse), 845 nucleotides long. Its product is annotated as FERM and PDZ domain-containing protein 2-like. The record is from RefSeq and is a predicted model, not a curated record. NCBI's taxonomy places the organism in Eukaryota, Metazoa, Chordata, Actinopteri, Syngnathiformes, Syngnathidae. The transcript has 7 exons. Bases 63 to 845 code for a protein of 260 amino acids.